This is a messenger RNA of Cucurbitaria berberidis CBS 394.84, 2188 nucleotides long. RefSeq names its product chaperone protein dnaK. Gene Ontology annotation, cellular component: nucleus; cytosol. Gene Ontology annotation, molecular function: ATP-dependent protein folding chaperone; ATP binding. The record is from RefSeq and is a predicted model, not a curated record. Gene Ontology annotation, biological process: protein folding. The coding region runs from base 127 to 1839 and encodes 570 amino acids. The transcript is spliced from 4 exons. Lineage: Eukaryota; Fungi; Ascomycota; Dothideomycetes; Pleosporales; Cucurbitariaceae.
GACCAAACUAACGCCUGUCGAUACGCUCCGGUUUUGAAUACCACCUCACUCUCUUCAGCCUCUCCAGCCUCUCCAGAUCUGUACCUUCCGCACGCGCGCACCACUCCAGACUCGCCUCCGCCCAAGAUGAGUGCGCAGACAGACCCCGCGCAGCGGGUCGCGAUAGGCAUCUCCUUUGGCAAUUCCUACAGCUCCAUUGCCUAUACUACCGGUGACGGAAAAUCAGAGGUCAUUGCAAACGAAGACGGAGACCGCCAAAUCCCGUCCGCGCUGUCCUAUGUUGAAGGCGAAGAACUCCAUGGCGGGCAGGCCAAGAGCCAGUUCGUCCGCAACGCAAAGAACACAGCCGCCUACUUUCGCGACUUUCUAGGCCAGCAGUUCGAAUCAAUAGACCCCUCACCGUGCCACCAAUCUGCGCAUCCCAUACAACAUGGGGACGGGGUGGCCUUUGGCAUCCGCGAUACCGACGAGGAUAAAGAGAACACCGUCACCGUAGGCGACGUCACCACCCGGCACCUCAAGCGAUUACGCAGCUCCGCUUCCGACUACUUGGGAAAAGACGUGAAUGCCGCCGUCAUCACAGUGCCCACCAACUUCUCUGACGCCCAGAAAGAGGCACUGAAGAAGGCGUCCACAGAUGCCGGGAUAGAAGUCCUGCAGUUCAUAAAUGAGCCCACUGCUGCUGUCCUAUCAUAUGAUGCCCGCCCUGGCGCGCAAACAGCAGACAAAAUUGUUGUCGUCGCUGACCUAGGCGGUACUCGCUCCGAUAUCGCUGUCGUUGCCUCUCGCGGCGGCAUCUACACCAUCCUCGCAACGUUGCACGACUACGAAGUCAGCGGCUUCAAACUUGAUCAGGUCCUCAUUGACUAUUUUGCGAAGGAGUUCGUCAAGAAGCACAAGUCAGCUGGUGACCCUCGGGAGAAUGAUCGAUCGCUGGCCAAGUUGAAGCUCGAAUGCGAGGCUGUGAAGAAGGCCCUCUCAAUAGGUACCACGGCAAACUUCUCCAUGGAGAGCUUGGUCGGCGGUGUGGACUUUACAGCAACCAUCAACCGCACACGGUACGAUCUGUUAGGCAGCAAGCUCUUUGCAGCCUUUACCCGCCUCGUAACACACGCCGUGGAGAAAGCCCACCUUGAUCCUUUGGAUGUCUCUGAGAUCAUACUCGCUGGCGGCAAUUCGCACACGCCAAAGGUUGCCUCUGCUGUUCGCUCUGCCUUCCCAGAUAGCACCACUAUCCUCGCGCCAUCCACGUCGUCAACCGCUAUCAAUCCUUCAGAGCUUUCUGUUCGUGGUGCCGCUAUCCAAGCUAGCCUCAUCCAAGAGUUUGAGCUGGAGGACAUUGAACAGAGUACGCACCCUAUGGUCACUGUCACUCCGCAUCUUUCCACCGCUGUCGGCGUCCUUUGCAUCUCCGGUGACGAAUCUUCGGGCAUCUUUCACCCUAUUAUUGACGCAGAAACGUCGCUACCCGUUCGACGAACCGCUACAAUCGCAACUCCACGAGAAGGUGGUGAUGUGCUCAUCAAAGUUGCCGAGGGUUCCCGACACAUCAAGGUCACAAAACCGGAGUCGAAGCCAAAGUCUGAGAAGGAAGAGGCGGACGAUGAGGACAGCGAUGAAGACGAGAGCGACGAGGAAGAGGAGUUGAGAGAAAAGACUUGGAAGGUUGGCAAGACGCUAAGUGAGGCUGCUAUUCGCGGUGUUAAGAAAGGUGGCAAAGUUGAGGUGCAGAUCAACAUUGGUGCAGACCUUAGCAUAAACGCUAUAUUCCGCGAGGUGGGCGCCAAGGGGGGCAUACGAGGAAUAGUCCAAGGACACAAAACGAAUGGUAGCACAUAGGCCGGGGGUGUCUUGGGUGCCAUAAUGACUAACGACUGAUCCGCUUGGCAAGUCGAACCGGCACGAUAUCAGUCUGCCAAGAUGGGGUCGUGUGCAACAUAGAUAGGUAGCCAGUCUGCAGUUUCAAUAAUCUUGUACAUCUUCGUUUGUGGACAACCACCAAAUUUCGAAGUCCUCAAAUCUAACAAAGAGCUACUACAGUCGAUGCUCGUGUUUGCAAAGUCAUACACUCAUCGGUUUCUCAAUAUUCUCAACCGAGGUCUCAUCCUCUGACCCAUUCCUGUUUCCGCCGUCCAUCGCUCAUAUGUCAUCUCUGCUGUGCCUGGGUAUGUCAAACCUUCGUAGUGCC